GGAAUAUAAAUUCAUUAUGUACAUUUUACACUGUUAUUUUACAGUUUGUUCUUGUAAAUUUACAGAUAAUAAUUAGUCAAAUCACAGAGAAAAACAGAAAUCUAUACGUUGACUUAAGGAAAAUAUGUAUAAUCUAACAGAACUGGGAAUAUCUGCAAAUUGUUCAAGAAAUUACUGUUCUAAAUUGCUUUUAAAACCUGUGUUAGCUGUAAUCUCUGAAUUUAACCAUCCAGAAAUAAAAACUAUAGGUAUAAACUACAUCAUUUUGACUAAUUAUACUAUAAAUUUUAAAAUAAUUAAAUUGUCUCACUGAUUUUAAUGUUAUUUUUUUAACAAUUAAUGGUUGUUUUAUGUAGUUUUCCUUUAAACAGAAAAAAACAGACUCAGGUCGACUAAGUGGUUAUUUAUGAAGCUGUGUGACACACGGCUGUCGUUAAAAAUAAAAAAUAAAAAGUCCUUGUGGUCAAAGCAGAGAAAACUAAUUAAAAUCUGACCUGGCUGCUGCAGACGUCUGUGUUUUUAGAAGAUGUGAAACCGUCUUUGACGCGUCUCAUCUGCAGAAUGUGAACUCAGUUGAUAAAGUGAAGUGAAAGUAAAAGUGUAAUCGAUGAGGCCUUCGGUUUAUUUUUAGUGAUUGGAAGCAGAGUGGAGGCAGUUGUUAGUCAGAAUUAUUAAACAUUCUACAACAAAAAUCAAUAGAAAGUCAAAAUUCUGACUGAGAAUUGAGAGAAAAAUGUGCAUUUAUGAAAAAAAGUUGAUCAUUUGAUCAGAAUAAGUGAUGAAAACGUGUUUUGUGGUUGGAAAAGAUUGAACGGUGAGAUAUAUCAGGGUGUAAACUAAAUACUGCCUUUGUUUUUUUGAACAUCAGGUGCAGAGGAAACGUGCAAAGGUGCAUGAAUGGAAAGCAGGUUUCUCACAGCCCGACUCUAACCAACAUCCUGGCUUCAGACUUUAUUUGCAUCUUCUCUUCGUUUUAGUUCAGUCGAGCUGCUGCACAGACAGAAACAAACUGAGCUGAGCCAUGAGUUCGAUGCUUCGCAGCUGCUUCCCCUGCAGAUCCCGCAGAAUCAGAGCAACAUUACUCAAAACUGACUAAAGGAUUUGGAUGAAAUUUUCAGAGAAGGUCAGAAAUGACACAAGGACCAAAUGAUUAGAUUCUGGCAGUGAUGCAGCUUAUAGUCUGGAUCCAUGGAUUUAUUAAAGAUUUCUGUACCAUUGCCAGAUAGUUGCACUGCGUCACUGUAACCAUGACAACAAGUGAACACUACAUUAGCUGCCUGCUGAUGAUCACAUGAUUGUGAUCCUACUACAAAUCCACCACUGAGGACUUAUCAGGACUUAUCUGUUGGAAAUGACACAAGGAACAAUUGAUUAAAUUGUGGGGGUGUUUCUGAGUCCCAUUAAUUCCAGCUACAUAUUUAGGUCACGUGAUUCGGUAUCCGUACAUAACAUAAACAUGCAUAACACACAUCUGUGCUCAGCGCAAGCUCAUUUUGUUUGUGGGUACAUCUACAUUAAAUGGGAACAUUCUAUAGUGCCGUGAUUUCUGCCACAAAUAUUUUCUUGUUUUCUUAAUAUUCUUUCACUUUUAUUGCCCACUAAAGUCCAGAUCUGAAAGCUUCAUUAUUGUUUUCCAGACUCUGUUUCAGGUUAAUCUGUGGCUCCCUUCUAGCUUAGCUGUUAGCUGCUAGCGUAGCCUUGGCUGCUGCAAGAGAAGCUAACUUCCUGGUUUGUGGCUUAUGUUUCUUGUUUAGUUUUUGCUCCUUGAGACACAUUUCUGAAACAAGAGUGAUGAAAGACAGAUAGAGGAGGCUGAGUACUGAAGCCCUCUGAGUGCUUUUCUAGUUAAUAUACACCACCGUUCAAAAGUUUGAGGUCACCCAGACAGUUCUCACACUUUUAUCCAUGUGCAACUGCACAAGGGUUUUCUAAUCAUCAAUUAGCCUUUCAGCACCAUUAGCUAACACAAUGUAGCAUUAGAACACAGGAGUGAUGGUUGCUGGAAAUGUUCCUCUGUACCUCUAUGGAGAUAUUCCAUUAAAAAUCAGCUGUUUCCAGCUAGAAUAGUCAUUUAGCACAUUAAUAAUGUCUACACUGGAUUUAUCAUUCAUUUUAUGUCAUCUUCAUUGGGAAAAAAAAGGAGAUUUGUAAGUGACCCCAAACUUUUGAACAGUAGUUUAUGUAAUUUAACAAAACAGGGAAAGAUCACUAAAGUAAGUGUUGAAAACAAUGCAGUUAGAAAUGGUUAGAAAGUGUAAUUUUUGAGCAGUGCUGGUAGUGUUCCUCCCCAUCGUGUUGUUCACCUGUUGGUGGCGCUAGACUGACUCUGAGGGGAAUCCAGCAUUUACUAAAUGUUUGUCCAGAGUUUCCUAAGAAUCCAUGACGGCGCUGAGAAAACGUUCAGUGUCAACUGAAGAGAAGAGCAGCCGGAUCUAAAAACAGAACAGAGUGUGUGUGUGUGUGUGUGUGUGUGUGUGUGUGUGUGUGUGUGUGUGUGUGUGUGUGUGUGUGUGUGUGUGUGUGUGUGUGUGUGUGUGUGUGUGUGUGUGUGUGUGUGUGUGUGCGUGCGUGUGCGUGUGUGUGUGUGUUUUAUGUUCUUGGAGCAGGAGGAGCUUGUCGUCCUUCUCGUCUUUAAAGCUCCCUCCAGCUCUGAGCAGCUUCAGUUCCAAACAGCAGCGACUGAGAUCAGGCUUUGACAGAGCCUUUCUCAGAGUGUUGGGCUCGUUUUCCGCCCGGAUGAGGAUGCGGAUGCGAAGUCGGUCAAACUCGUCGGAUGCCGGCGGCACCAGUCCGAACCUACUUCAAGAUCAGAGCAGCAGAUCUGCAGGUCAAGGAUGGCUGAAAGGAAAAUUCCCGAAGCUGUUUAGAAGCCAGGCAGGCCCAACAGGAACGGCUGGAGUCGGUGGUUCUGCUAUUACUGAUGGACAACAGAUACAUGAAGAGGAGCCUCCAGUCGUGAUCCCCACGUUUGAGCAGAACCUAGAGGAUCGUAAUCUGCGUGAAGCCGUCCAGCUGCUGAUAGAACAAGAGCAGCGUCUGUUCGGGGAGAUAAGGGAGUCUGUGGCUCUUAAAUGUCACGAGGAGGAAGUGAAGAAACUGGCCACAGACCGAGAAGCCCUGGAGGAGCUGGUGUUCCAGACUCUGGAGAAGAGUUUGGAGAUCGAUGGUGACAACAUGGCGGCGGCCCUCAGGUCUGCUGUGGAGGCCGUCCAGCUGGAGGAGCAGCAGGACCAGCUGUGGAGGCAGAACCAGAGGACGUCUCCGUCCUGGAGGCCCAGCGGCUGGAGGAAACGCCACGACUCGACGCUGCGCCGGCUUGUUGAGAGGCGACUGGACAACGAGGAGGACCAGAAGACUCCCAACAACCAGCAGUCGACCCUGCAGGCCGACGUCCAGGGCAUGGGCCGGCAGCUGAAGGAGGACCUGCUGCUGGUGGUGAAGGUCCUGAAGAGCUGCUACCCUCCAGACAUGGACAUCUGCAACCUCUACGCCAGGAUGUUCCACCAGAGCUUCAGCGCCAGGCUCAAGAAGAUCGCCGACUACGUUCUGGAAGAUAAGGAUGGUACCUUGUUGCUGCUCUGGGUCAACAAGUACUACCCAGGGAUCCUGCAGAAACCAGAGUUGGUGAAUGAGAUCGAUGCUGAAGCUCUGGGAAAACUGCUGCCUGAACAUCUACUGGAACCUCUGGAGGAGCAGUUUCUGAGCAACCAGCAGAGUGAACUGAAGACCAACCUCGACAACAUCCUGAAGGAAGAGAAGGAAAAGUGGACGAAUGGAGACGAACCGAGCAGAGAGGACAACUGCUACGUCAGCCCUGUGGCCUACGACGUCAUCGUGCUCCUCAAUGGGAGGGUGACGUCAGCUCAGAUGAUCGUUGGAGACCAGCAGAAAGCUCAGAGCAUCACGGUCCAACUGACAGACUUCAUGAAACAGUACAAAACGUUUCAGGAAGACGUCAUCAAGCAGAACAGAGCGAACAGCAAAUCUUUGAUCAAAGCAACUCUCGACUGCAUCCAACAGUUCAGCGACGUCCUGGUUAAAAAAAAACUUCCGCUCGCUGAAAACGUUCGAGAAAGCUGCCUGUGUGUCCUGACUGACAUGAGACAAUCUGCUCACGCUUAUUUAUUAAACCCCAUACACAAAGUCCUCAAGCCCCACUAUCAGAAACUGGGAACCAGCGACUGGCUGAAGAAGAACCCGUUUGAGAAGCUGAUGAUCAGCGUCAAGAAAGAACUUGAGGAUCUUCAGGGUUCGUCUCCAUCGUGUCACCAGGAGCUGAUGGGUCGGCUUCACCAGGAGGUGACGGAGCAAUACGUGAGGAGGCUGCUGAAGGGAGACGUGAAGCUGAAGGACAGGGAGAAGCAGCAGAACGCCUAUCAGACCAUUACAGACAACGCAGAGAGUUUACACAAACUGUUCAGCAGCAUGGGAUCACAGGAGGACUGGUUAAAGGAAAUCCUGAUCAAGAUCGCAGAAGUUCUGAAGCUCCAAGACGUCCCGGCCAUUCAGAUGCAGAUCGUUUCGCUGGGCUCGGCGUAUCCUGACCUCAGUGAAAAACACGUCUCGGCUCUGCUCAAACUCAAGACAAAUCUCUCCAAAACCGACAGGAAAAACGUCAAAGAGACUCUGGUGGACACUCUGAAAGAAACCAGCGCCGACUACGACACUCGGCCGUUUUUCUGCAGAAUCGAGAUCAAAUAAUGGACUUUUCUCAGUUUGCUGUGGGUUGUUUUGGUUACUGUAUUAAUAUGUGAGCUGCUGUCAUCAUAGUGCUGGCAGAUAUGGUGCUUCUCACUGCUAAAGAAAUCACAUUGGAGUGAGAGUUGUUUGAUAGUGUGUAUAAUUUUUUAACAUCAAAUCAGUGUUAUAGUUUAUUGUUUUUAUUCAUUAUAGGAAGACACAUUUUUCACACGUCUUCUGGUGUACAGAAAAUAAUGUAAACUAAAUUUCUAAAUAAAAUUUGAAAUGGAGCUGA
This is a messenger RNA of Amphiprion ocellaris (clown anemonefish), 4975 nucleotides long. RefSeq names its product tumor necrosis factor, alpha-induced protein 2b (gene tnfaip2b). Gene Ontology annotation, biological process: exocyst localization; exocytosis. The coding region runs from base 2737 to 4701 and encodes 654 amino acids. Gene Ontology annotation, cellular component: exocyst. Gene Ontology annotation, molecular function: SNARE binding. The record is from RefSeq and is a predicted model, not a curated record. NCBI's taxonomy places the organism in Eukaryota, Metazoa, Chordata, Actinopteri, Pomacentridae. The transcript is spliced from 13 exons.